UUGGCUAUAACUAAAAUUUUGCAGACGGAGAGACGUGAACCGGAUAUCAGAGAACACAAUGAAUGGCUGACUAUACUUGUGAUAGUUCCACACGUCUGCAUCAAUUUAGUGCUACCAUGCAGGAAGGAAUAGUGCUACCACGUCGACCUGAAACGAAGAUUCCAGAAGGAGAAUCGAUAACAAUGGCUAACCUAGACAUCGAACUUUCUAGCGAGAACGAAGCGGACGACCGCGAUCAGCCAUCCGGUCGCAGAGAGCGUCUCCCCGCCCAAGCCCGGCCGUGGUCGCGCCGGUGGGGGCGGGUCGUGGUCGUCGCCUCCUUCAUGGCAUUUCUCUUCGAGAUGGGUUCGAUCCAGACCCACGGGAUCUACAUGCCCAUUCUCCUUGAGGAGUUUGAGGUAGGGUCCGCUGAGCUAGGAUGGGUGACGAGUUCUGCUUUGGCAGUCUUGUGUUUGGCCGGUCCAUUCAGUAGUUUCUUCGUGAAGAAGCUUGAAUGUCGGAGAGCCAUCAUGCUGGGAGGAGUCAUGAUGGCGAUCGGGACCGGUAUAGCAUCCUUCACCAACAACUCAGUCUACCUUUUCCUGUGUCUUGGACUUGUGGGUCUGGGUGGUACAUUAAUUCAAGUAGGGUUGGUCUUUAUGGUGGGUCAGUAUUACAACACACACCAUGCCAUUGCUAACGGUAUUGCCUUCAGUGGGAUAGGAGCUGGCGUCUUUGCCUUCUCGCCACUUGUGCAAUACCUUAUCAACACCUAUGGCUGGCGAGGAAGUUUCGUCAUAGAGAGCGCUAUUGUGAUGAACGUGGUCGUCAUGGGGGCUUUGAUGCGUCCAGCAUCAAGAUACAAAACUCGACGUUCAGGAUCGGUACCGAAAAGGAAGGUUGAAACUAAUGAACAGGAAAGGAAUUGCAGUCAUACCGGUGACAACGACUGGUGCAAUGAACAAGAGGAAUCAAGUGAUUCUGGUGAAAUUGAAAUCAAUACAUCGCUCUGCCGUAGGUGCCGUAGGUUUGGACUCUGCGAACUGCUUGGGAACACACCCUGGCUACUUCUGCUGUACCUAUCCUGCUUCUUACUGGAAGUCGGAUGCUCGUCGGUCAUUUUCCACAUCACCAACUUCGGCCAGGCGUCGGGUCUGGAUCCCACGCAGGCUUCGAGUCUGCUGUCUUUCUUCGGUAUCGGGGGCGUGAUAGGGCGAGUCACGUACGGCCUGGUCCUUAAGAUCAGAUGCAUCAGGCCUUACUGGAUGUUCGAAGCCUGCCUUCUCCUUUCAGCUCUCUCGGUCACUUUCAUUACUGUGGUGGAUUCUUACGUCGAAAAGGUCAUCUUCAUCACCUCUUUUGGGGUAACGAGCGGUGCCCUGUUUCCUCUUGUGCCUGUGAUACUCCGUCAGUCUGUUGAUAUUGACCAACUUCCUCUUGCCUUCGGGCUGUCCCUGUUCUGCAACGGUGUUGGUACCAUCGCAGGAGGCUAUCUAAUCGGUUUUGUACGAGACGUAACGGGUGAUUAUACCACUGCCUUUUAUCUGAUCGGGAUAUUCUUCAUCGUGUCGGCUGCCGUCUCUCUACCGCAACCUGUGGUGUCAUGGUACCGAAGAAGACGGGUGUGUCGCUCAGUUCAGAGUGCCGAGUAACUGAAUCGACUCUCUGAAAUGGCAUCACAGAAAGAAAACACGACUGGGCUUUUCUAUGUCGAGCGGGGCGCGAAUCUUUUUCCCCUAACAACAUCCGUUUCCCAUCUUCUGAUUGGUCAAUUAUGUGCAAUCUAAUGCCUUGUUCUCCACAACACAAAACAAAGAAAGGCUUUGCGUCUUGUGAGAAAUGUUUCUUCCUCACUUUAGUGUCUUCUGGUGAGUCAACUGCAGUAUUUCCAUGGCAUUUCACUGAUUACGGAUUGCCAUGGCAUUUCACUGAUCAUGCAGGUACACACACAAGAGUAUAAUGAAUGUGCUCCGUCAAGAUGAAAUACUCAUGUUAAGAAAUUAAAGAGUAUCUGCUUGCACACUUUUCUCUUUUUUUUGGGGGGGGGGGGGACACCCUAGGCCAAUAUAGAGUGAAAUCACUCCAAUUUUACAUUGAAUUUUGAAAUAGUUUGAAAAAGAAUCAAUAGGCCUACAGUGGAAACUCGAGUAAUCUCAUCUGGAACGUCUGAUCCCUAUAGUUAUAUACACCCCAAGCAGGUAUAGCCCAAGUCGGUGGGAGUUAAUUAUCAUUCCUUUGGAAACAAUUGAAAAUUCAUGGUGCAAUUAUUAUAUUUGUAUAUAUUUUUUCUCUGUAAAUCAUAUUCUGGGAGUUAACUAUCAUUGCUUUGGAAACAAUUGAAAAUUCAUGGUGCAAUUAUUAUAUUUGUAUAUAUUUUUUCUCUGUAAAUCAUAUUCUGGGAGUUAACUGUCAUUCCUUUGGAAACAAUUGAAAAUUCAUGGUGCAAUUAUUAUAUUUGUGUAUAUUUUUUUCUCUGUAAAUCAUAUUCUGGGUACUUUGUGAUGAGUUGGUUAAAAUUCAAGGGUGUUUGAUAGGCUAGUUGGAAUGGCAAACAUUUUAGUAAGAAGUGCCUUUAUUUAAUCUUAAUUUGCGGUUAUUUGGAGACACAAAAAAAUAUACUCCUUGGCUCUCGAAAGCUG
Molecule: messenger RNA, 2618 nt
Organism: Patiria miniata (bat star)
Lineage: Eukaryota; Metazoa; Echinodermata; Asteroidea; Valvatida; Asterinidae
Product: monocarboxylate transporter 13-like
Exons: 5
Coding region: 63-1631 (522 amino acids)
Biological process (GO): transmembrane transport; monocarboxylic acid transport
Molecular function (GO): monocarboxylic acid transmembrane transporter activity
Source: RefSeq, a predicted model, not a curated record